Molecule: messenger RNA, 774 nt
Organism: Microthlaspi erraticum
Lineage: Eukaryota; Viridiplantae; Streptophyta; Magnoliopsida; Brassicales; Brassicaceae
Source: the annotation of a GenBank genome assembly
AUGAUGAUUACAAAGGAGUGUAGCGCCAUACUUCAGAAUCGCAUGCCAGAGAAGCUGAACGACCCAGGAAGUUUUGUUUUGUCUUGCAAGAUCGGUUCUACACACUUUCAUAGAGCACUUUGUGAUUUGGGUUCUAGUGUGAACCUAAUGCCUUACUCAGUGGCCAAGCUAUUGGGCAUCACUGACUUCAAACCUACAAAGAUAUCCCUAGUCUUUGCAGACAGAUCUGUUCGCCGCCCUGUUGGUGUUAUUAUGGAUGUUCCAAUCAUGGUUGGAGAUUGCUACAUCCCUGCUGAUUUUGUAGUUCUUGAGCUGGAACACCAACCUAAAGACCCUCUUAUCUUGGGAAGGCCAUUCCUAGCUACUGCAGGAGCUAUAAUAGAUGUCAAGAAUGGAAAGAUUGACUUGCAUCUUGGAGAUAUAGUGAUGAAUUUCGAGGUAAACAAGUCUAUGGAGAAACCAACUGUAGAUGGUCAAGCUUUUUGGAUUGGAGAGCUCGCAGAGACAAGAGAAGAAGUGCUGGAUGAACUCCUUCUUAUUGAUCCCUUGGAGCUAGCUUUGACAAAGGCUGAGAAUGAGUAUGGAUACAUGGAAAGAGAAGCUCAGUGCUUAGUCAAGUUCAUGGAUUCCAAGGAAGCUUAUAAAGAGCUGAUAGCUUAUAUGGACUUAGAGAGAGAAGAGGAAGAGCCAGACAUUGACAAGGUCAGGAAACAUCACAAACCAAAGUUAAGUUCGACCCAUGGUGCCCACUUAGAGCUCCAAAAGCCGAGCUAA